CCCUUCCGAUCUUACGGGGCGGCCAAGGCCGGCGGCGCCUUCGACCUGGUCCGGUUCGUGCAGCAGCCGCAGGUGCUGGCGCGGAUCGUGAGCGCGGUGUUCGCGCUGAUCGUGUUCGCCUGCCUGGUCGGGGAUGGCUACUCGAGCCUGCCCGAGGACCCGGAGCUCUACUGCAUCUUCAACCACAACGGGGACGCCUGUCGCUACGGCAUCGGCAUCGGCGUCCUCGCCUUCCUCGCCUGCAUCUUCUUCUUCAUGGUGGACGUCUAUUUCCCCCAGAUCAGCAACACUACGGACCGCAAGUACCUGGUCCUGGCCGACCUCGGCUUCUCAGGUCUCUGGACCUUCCUGUGGUUCAUCGGCUUCUGUUUCCUGACCAACCAAUGGUCCUGGACACGGGCCGAGGAUGUGUACAUCGAGGCAGACUCUGCCCGUGCUGCCAUCACCUUCAGCUUCUUCUCCAUCUUCUCCUGGGCUCUCCUGCUCACCUUCGCUUACAAGAGGUACAAAAUGGGGGUGGAGGACUUUGCUCAAAGUUAUGCCGACCCCAGCUCGGAGGUUUCGGCUCCCUACUCCAGCUAUCCCAACAUCAGCCAUGAGAGCUACCAGCAGCCGCCCUUCACGCACACGGCCGAGGCCCCGGAGGGUUACCAGCCCCCGCCAGUGUACUGAGCCCUGCCUGGCACCCGGCUGCACCAGUGCCAUUCCUUCCGC
Molecule: messenger RNA, 714 nt
Organism: Ficedula albicollis (Collared flycatcher)
Lineage: Eukaryota; Metazoa; Chordata; Aves; Passeriformes; Muscicapidae
Gene: SYNGR2
Product: synaptogyrin 2
Exons: 4
Cellular component (GO): neuromuscular junction; synaptic vesicle membrane
Source: RefSeq, a predicted model, not a curated record